UGAUGAUGAUGAUGAUGAGGAGGAGGAGGAGGAGGAUGAGGAUGAGGAUGGGGAGGAUGAUGAUGCGCGCUAUGUGUGAAUGAAUUCCCGGUCAGUGACCCGCUGCUGGUCGGCUGCGUGACGGAUGCAUUGGCUUUUUACAGUCAGAUGCCUGGAAUGACCACGAUUAUGGAUAUCUUGUGUUUUCUAUGGAUGCUGCCGUCAGUCUGGGCGCUCGAAGAAGUACUAAUGGAUUCAACAGUAGCUACUGCAGAACUGGGCUGGACCAUCUACCCAUCACAAGGGUGGGAAGAAGUUAGCGGCUAUGACGAAAACAUGAACACCAUCCGGACGUACCAGGUGUGCAACGUCUUCGAUAACAGCCAGAACAACUGGAUACGCACCAAGUACAUCCGGCGCCGCGGUGCUCAGCGCAUCCACGUUCAGAUGAAGUUCUCAGUGCGCGACUGCAGCUCCAUACCCAAUGUCCCCGGCUCCUGCAAGGAGACCUUCAACCUGUAUUACUACGAGUCCGACUCGGACGUGGCCACUAAAACGUCCCCGGCCUGGAUGGAGAACCCCUGGGUGAAAGUGGACACCAUCGCGGCCGACGAAAGCUUCUCUCAGGUCGACCUCGGCGGACGCAUAAUGAAGAUCAACAGUGAAGUCAGGAGCUUCGGGCCCGUUUCGCGCAACGGGUUCUACCUCGCCUUCCAGGAUUACGGCGCCUGCAUGUCGCUCAUUGCCGUGCGGGUCUUCUACAGGAAGUGUCCAGGCGUGAUCCUGAAUGGCGCCGCCUUUCCCGAGACUCUGUCGGGAGCGGAGAGCACCUCUUUGGUGGCAGCCAGAGGGGUGUGCAUUCCCAAUGGGGAGGAAGUGGAUGUGCCCAUCAAGCUGUACUGCAAUGGAGAAGGGGAGUGGAUGGUGCCCAUCGGGCGGUGCAUGUGCAAAGGCGGGUACGAGGCUGUGGAGAACGGCACGGUCUGCCGAGCCUGUGCGUCGGGCUUCUUCAAGGCUGCACAGGGAGACCACAAAUGUCUGCAGUGCCCCAUCAACAGCCGAACCACCAGCGACGGCGCAACCAACUGCGUCUGUCGCAACGGCUACUACCGCGCCGACUCGGACCCUCCGCAGAUGCCUUGCACCACGGUUCCAUCCGCUCCGCAAAAUGUCAUCUCCAUAGUGAACGAGACGUCUUUGCGGCUGGAGUGGAGCCCGCCGCAGGAGAGCGGCGGGCGGGAGGACGUCGUCUACAACAUCAUUUGCAAGAGCUGCGGCAACGGGCGCGUGGGCUGCACCCGCUGUGGAGACAACGUGCAGUUUGUCCCGCGUCAGCUGGGACUGACCGACACCCGCGUCCACAUCAGCGACCUCCUGGCCCACACCCAGUACACCUUAGAGAUACAGGCCGUCAACGGCGUGUCCGACCAGAGCCCCUACUCGCCGCAGUACACGGCCGUCAACAUCACCACCAACCAAGCCGCACCGUCAGCCGUGUCCAUUAUCCACCAGGUCAGCAGAACUCCCACCAGCAUCACUUUGUCCUGGUCCCAGCCCGAUCAGCCCAACGGUGUUAUACUGGACUAUGAACUCCAGUACUAUGAGAAGAACCAGGCUGAGUGGAACUCGUCCCUAACGAGGAGUCAGACGAACACCGCGGUCAUACGAGGCCUGAGGCCUGGAACCAUCUACGUCUUCCAGGUUCGGGCUCGGACUGUCGCCGGAUUCGGACGCUUCAGUGGAAAAAUGUACUUCCAAACCAUGACUGAAGAGGAAUAUAACUCCAGUAUCCAGGAGAAGCUUCCACUCAUCAUUGGUUCAUCCGCCGCCGGGCUAGUCUUCAUAAUUGCCGUCAUUGUCAUCAUAAUUGUCUGUAACAGCCGGAGAAGUUCAGAAAGACCUGAAUCUGAGUACACGGACAAACUCCAACAUUACACCAGUGGUCACAUGUCGCCCGGCAUGAAGAUCUACAUUGACCCGUUCACGUACGAAGAUCCCAACGAAGCGGUCAGGGAGUUUGCCAAGGAGAUCGACAUUUCCUGCGUCAAGAUCGAGCAAGUGAUUGGCGCAGGUGAAUUUGGGGAGGUGUGCAGCGGGAACCUACGGCAGCCCGGGAAGAGGGAGAUACUGGUGGCUAUUAAAACACUGAAAGCAGGAUACACCGAACGCCAGAGGAGAGACUUCCUGAGCGAAGCUUCCAUCAUGGGCCAGUUCGACCACCCCAACAUCAUCCACCUGGAGGGAGUAGUGACCAAGAGCAGCCCAGUGAUGAUCAUCACUGAAUUCAUGGAGAAUGGAUCCCUGGACUCCUUCCUCAGGCAAAACGAUGGGCAGUUCACUGUGAUCCAGCUGGUGGGAAUGCUGCGCGGCAUAGCCGCAGGAAUGAAGUACCUGUGCGACAUGAACUACGUCCAUCGAGACCUGGCGGCGAGAAACAUCCUGGUCAACAGCAACCUGGUGUGCAAAGUGUCUGACUUUGGUCUGUCGCGCUUCCUCGAGGACGACACCUCAGACCCCACCUACACCAGCGCUCUGGGAGGAAAGAUUCCCAUCCGAUGGACGGCUCCAGAGGCCAUUCAGUACAGGAAGUUCACCUCCUCCAGUGAUUGUUGGAGCUAUGGGAUUGUCAUGUGGGAGGUGAUGUCGUAUGGAGAGAGGCCUUACUGGGACAUGAGUAACCAAGAUGUAAUCAAUGCCAUAGAGCAGGACUACAGGUUGCCGCCCCCCAUGGAUUGUCCUAGUGCACUACACCAGCUGAUGCUUGACUGCUGGCAGAAAGACCGUAAUAACCGGCCUAAGUUCAGCAUGAUUGUUAGCAGUCUGGAUAAGAUGAUCCGCAACCCCAGCAGCCUCAAGGCCAUGACUCCUCUGUCCUCAAGUGUUCAUUUACCUCUGCUGGACCGGAGCACUCCAGACUUCUCAUCUUUCAGCACAGUGGAUGAGUGGCUGGAUGCCAUAAAGAUGGGCCAGUACAAGGAGAACUUCACCAAUGAAGGCUUCACCAGCUUCGAUGUUGUGUCCGAAAUGACGAUGGAGGACAUCCUUCGGGUGGGAGUGACACUGGCCGGCCAUCAGAAGAAGAUCCGAAACAGCAUCCAGUCCAUGAGGGCCCAGAUGAACCAGAUCACCUCAGUGGAGGUGUGAUCUCCCAGAUCAGCAGCAGCAGCAGCAGCACACAGACCCCGUUCACUGCAGGAAGCUCAGCCGAAACCAACCGUCCGUCCAAUCGUCCUUGAACCUCUGAGAAGGGCUGAUGACCCGCGAGCGCACACGCACACACACACGCACACCAAACUUCCUCCAGAGGGUUAAUUCAGUCUGCAGCAGCACAGCACAAAUGUUGGUAGUUUUCUUGGAGCUACUGUACGUUCAGGUAGCAGUCAUACUCCGUGGCUUGAUGUUACGACUGACCACAAACAGCCACUGGAACGCAGUUCGUGUUUACAUGACAUAACUCAGUAAUCGGCUCCACUACCACCACGUUAAAUCAUUCAUAAGAAAUGCAUUUUUAAUGCUGGCCUCGUUCUUUGAAUUGUGCGUACAGCAGCCACUGUCACAAUGAAAUUUCAUAAAAAAAAAAGAAACGCCGCAAAGAUGACUUUGCUAAAUCGCUACUGCUGUUAAUUGGAAGAUUGCAUUAUCCAAUCUCAGCACAUUUAAAUGAAACAUCUGCACCUUACUGCUAAGGAAGGCCGUUUUUUUUGUUCACUGUUUAAUGUUACAGUAUAGCCAACUCUAUUUCUGGUACUAUGCAGGGUAGGUAGGUUUUUAUCCACAGAUUAGGGCUGUCAAAAAUAAUAGGUUAAUAACGGAUUAAAGCGAAUCCCAACACAUACGGGCAUUUUUGGAACUAUAACCCCGGUCUCGUAUCCGUACUCAAGAAGUGAUCAGAGAAGCAGAAAACACUCUGGAAAAAAGAAAAAAGUGCAGCCAUGGUAACUCAAAAAGAGGCAGAAGAAGACAGGAAACGAGCAGAAAUGAUUCGACUUCAAAGGCUUAUCAGAUAGUUCUCUCAAGAUUUCCUAUGGUAUUCUGAGCAGCCCAGAUGUUGAUAAGAGAUAGGAGAUCUAAUGAACUAAUUCAUUUGCAUUAACGUGCAUCAGCAAUGGACGUAGUUUCAACCUAUUGACAGCCCUAGAAUAGACACACAGGGUGUUCGCCAUUAAACUAUUUCGGUGCCAUACGUUUAGAGCAGGAAUCACUGGCUAUUUUCUUUGUUUUGCUUCAGUGUAAAAUUCACAAGGUGCUCUGUUUCAGCUCUGAUGUAGUAGCUGCUGAAGGAAACUCGGAAGUCGCUAUGCAACUUGUAACUCAACUGUGAAACCUGAAUCAUGAAAACGUGCCGCUGCUAAUAGGAGGAGCUGCCAAACAAAGCAGAACUGAACUCUAAAUCGUUUUAACUUUAGCAUCAUAUCUUCGGGGAGUUUGCCUAAACGCAACUUUCGUGUGGUUCUGACAAUCAAAAAAAAAAAAAAAAGCUGACGUGGUUAACAGCGUGUGACUGGUAUUAACUAAAGAGAUUUGCCCUUUAAAAGGGCUUUUUAAAAAAACACAUUUCAGUACCUGUGCUGUGAGAAGCUGCUGAUUUAUUUUUGACUCUUGAAUGGACAUGUGAGACAAAUGAAGGAACUAUGUCAAGAAUACUUAAAGGAUACUGUGUGAGCUGGUCUUCCAAAAAAAUGUUGUAAAAUGUGAGGACGACCGGUGUUUUAGAAAAGAAAACUCGUUGAUAUGUUAUACUUGUUACUCUUUUCUUUAUUUUUUUUACAGACAUUCUCCUACGACAUUUUAACACUGCAAUCUACGUCACCCGAAAUGGACAAUUUGUAAAUGUUGAUGUUUGUCUUCCCCUGUGAUCUCACUGUCCCGUCCACUGUGGACGUCAGCGUACGGGUCAGGAGACACUGCUUUGGAAUAUGUUUCUCAGCGCUGUACAUAACUUUCACAUCAUGUUUUCAGUUCACGGGGAUUCGCCUCUUGUCAUCUUGUACAUAUCAAUAUGUUCUUUUUUUUUUUUUUUUAUGUUAGCAUAUACCCCAAAAAGAAAACUCAGUGGUGUUUGUUACACUCAUUUAUAUAUAUAUAAAUAUACAUAUAUACAAAAAAAAAACAAAUCCAGGCAUCCCCUGAAUGUCACAUUAUCUUCCCACUGUCCCUAGCUUUUAAAACUUAACACAUGUUGUACAGAAGUGCAUUGUUUCAUGCGGCAUGUACGUCACCUGAUGAUCAUGUGUCUGAUCUUACGUGUUCUUUAAGUGUCAGUUUAUGCUGAUAAAAGACGGAUACCUCUCUG
Messenger RNA from Mugil cephalus (flathead mullet), 5272 nucleotides. Its product is annotated as ephrin type-B receptor 2-like. Lineage: Eukaryota; Metazoa; Chordata; Actinopteri; Mugiliformes; Mugilidae. The transcript has 16 exons. Gene Ontology annotation, molecular function: ATP binding; transmembrane-ephrin receptor activity; protein binding. Bases 148 to 3123 code for a protein of 991 amino acids. The record is from RefSeq and is a predicted model, not a curated record. Gene Ontology annotation, cellular component: neuron projection; plasma membrane. Gene Ontology annotation, biological process: central nervous system projection neuron axonogenesis; protein phosphorylation; cell surface receptor protein tyrosine kinase signaling pathway.